This is a messenger RNA of Exserohilum turcica Et28A, 1338 nucleotides long. RefSeq lists its product as uncharacterized. The transcript has 2 exons. Gene Ontology annotation, biological process: mRNA 3'-end processing. Gene Ontology annotation, molecular function: RNA polymerase II C-terminal domain binding. Bases 1 to 1338 code for a protein of 445 amino acids. Gene Ontology annotation, cellular component: RNA polymerase II, holoenzyme. NCBI's taxonomy places the organism in Eukaryota, Fungi, Ascomycota, Dothideomycetes, Pleosporales, Pleosporaceae. The record is from RefSeq and is a predicted model, not a curated record.
AUGGCCUUUACCGAGGACAGCCUCAAGGCCAAGCUCUCGUCGCUCAACGAGACGCAGGACGCCAUCUCGACGGUCGGCCAAUGGAUCCUCUUUCACAGACGACAUGCCGAGCGCAUCGCGGCCGUAUGGCUCCAGCGCAUGAAGGAGUCGACGCCAAACAAGAAGUUGGUGCUUAUCUAUCUCGCAAACGAAAUCACCCAGACGUCCAGGAUGCGCAAGAAGGAGGAGUUUCUCAAGGCGUACGAGCCCAUCCUCGCCGAAGCAACCACCGUCGCCUACAGAGGCUCGCCCCAUGAGAUACAGAACAAGAUCCGAAGGGUCGUCGAGGUCUGGCGCCAGCGCUCCAUCUUCAACCCGGCCGUCCAGCAGGCCAUCGAGCGGUCCAUUGACGAAAUAGACCGCACAAAGUCGUCGCGCAAGCCUGCUCUCGGUGGAUCGCUCUUCUCCAACUCGACCGUUCCCCCCGAGCUCACGCCCCUCGUGCCUCUUGCAACCUCUCUCCAAAAGGCCGAUCUCGCGACCAAGCCCGCCGUCACGGCUGCGAACCAGGACUACGAGAAGCUCACCAACCCCAACGCUGCCAUUCCCUCUCCGCCCAUGCACGCUGCCGGUCUCGCCGCACUCUGCAAGAAGCUGGCGCUCGCCGAGGGUGCCGUCGCAGAGAGCAUCAAGGCGCGAAACGCCCUCAUCACCGGCCUGGAGCAGCUCCUCGAGGCGAACAAGACAAAGCUGGAGCAGGAAGAAGCACAGGCUGCCGAUUUGAAGACACGCAAGGAGGCCAUCGAAAGCCGAAAGCGCGAGGUCGAGGAAGCUAUCCUCAAGGGCUUGUCGGCAGCUGAGCAGAACAAAAUCUCAACCGCACCUCUCCCCGUCGCCACCACUUCACCCGUGGCUGCGACCUUUCCAACUGGACAGGGCCGGCCAGAGGUCGAAGAGCUCACCCCUCCGCCCAUGGAGUCCUUUACCCCGACCGGAUCCCCCCAGCAAAAGCCAGCACCCAACAACGACCCCGUACCCGACAUUGGCGACGACGUAAUGCCCGAUCCUGCCGCCCACCCCGUCGUCCCAGACGCCGCCCCUGCACCCGCCCAUCAAACAACCCAACCCGACUUCGCAACCACAAUGGGCGACCCGAACCAACACGUCGCCGCAGAUCUGCUCAAGAGUCUCCAACACGCCCGACCAAGCCCCGACGGCGGCGCAUACGGCCAACACGCAUACGAAAACAUGCACAAGAAGCGCAAGAUGAGCCGGAAUCCCGGCGACGACGACUUUGCCGCGUUCGCAGGCGAUAGGGAUAUGGCUGGCAUUGACGACAACUUUGCAGAGUUGAUUUGA